UUCCUCCCCCGCAAGCUUCCAAUCCAGCGAGCCCUCCCCAAUUCCUACUGUGCUGUUUCUCUCUCGAAUCUAUUCUUCCGGUCCCCGUCCUCUUCCUCCUUCGCCGCCCAGCACAAAAGGAAUAGAACCUUGGUCCUUACACGCGCCGCCGUGGUAGCCCCAAGGCGUCGCAUUUCUUCGAUCACACGCCUCCUCAUCCAUCCUUCUUUAAAGCCGAAGUCCCAAAAUCCCAGCUUUAGAUCAUCUGCAACAGCAAUCCCCUCCCUUGAAUGGCAUUCACUUCUCUCUACAAAUCCAUUCAUGUCGUCGUCAAUAUCUCCUUCCUCUUCACGUUAGCCCUCUUCUUCUUCUUCCUCUCUUCAACACAUUCCUCCCAUAUUAACGGUUGCGAAGCGACAGUGUCACGCAAUAAUCUCAGAAGCGUAGAUGCAUCCGAGCCUCGCGGCUACAUCAACUAUCUCCAACUCUUCGACUGCGUAUUCAACAAUUACCCUGUUAUAGGCUACGUCCUACUCGCUCUAUGGCUUCUAGUUCUCUUCUACUUACUCGGAAACACUGCUUCUCACUACUUGUGCUCCUCGCUUGAAAGCCUCUCCGGUGCUCUAAACCUUUCCCCUACCAUCGCCGGCGUCACCUUGCUCUCCCUCGGCAACGGUGCGCCGGAUGUUUUUUCUAGUAUAGUCUCUUUUGCCUCUGGAGGCGGCACAGGCGGCGUCGAGGUUGGCCUUAACAGCGUUCUCGGAGGCGCAUUUUUCGUCUCCUCCGCCGUCCUCUCAAUAAUCAGCAUCUCCGUCUGCCGCUCUUCCCGCCCUGCAAUUUCCAUCGACCGCCUGAGUUUUUUCAGAGACCUCUGCUUCCUGCUCGUGACCCUUUGCUUCCUCGCCCUGAUUCUAAUUAUUGGACAAAUUCGCAUCUUGGAAGCAAUGUUAUUCGUUUUUCUCUACAUUAUCUAUAUUAUUCUCGUAUCAAUGAGCCAUUGUUGCAGUAAAGAGCUUGGAGAACUCAGCUUGCCCUUACUAGAAUCCAUAAAUGUGCAGCAGCAGCAGCAGCAGCAGCAAUCUGGGAAAGAAAUUGACUCAAAUCUCAGCAUUUUCAAACCAGAGUCCUCUGAAUCACAUCAAAGCUGGUUCCUUUAUCUCAUAGAACUACCUCUCUAUCUUCCAAGAAGACUAACAAUCCCAUUAAUAACAGAAGAAAGAUGGUCAAAACCAUUUGCUGUAUCUUCCGUAACUCUCUCACCAAUUCUUCUUGCAACGUUAUGGAACUCCCGGACAAAGGACAUGAAUUCAGAGCAGAGCACCGCAAUCUUCCUCUUCGCUGCUUUACUCAGCUUGCUUCUCGGAAUCACAGCAAUGGAGUGCACAGAAAAUUCCCAACCACCCAAAAAACUUCAGCUUCCAUGGCUUUUAUCCGGCUUCCUGAUGAGUGUUGUCUGGACAUACAUGAUAGCAGGGGAGCUCGUUUCCCUUCUGUUUUCCAUAGGAGAAAUACUUGGUGUCAGACCUUCAGUUCUAGGAGUUACUGUACUGGCAUGGGGCAAUUCACUGGGAGAUCUUGUGGCCAAUGUAGCCAUGGCUGUUAAUGGAGGAGAAGAUGGAGCUCAGAUUGCAGUUGCAGGAUGCUACGCAGGUCCAAUUUUUAACACAUUGGUUGGAUUGGGAUUAUCAUUUGUUGUUUCUUCAGUGAAAGCUUAUCCUUCUCCAUUUGUGAUUGCGAGUGAGGAUUAUUCUGAAUUUGUUCUGAUUGGGUUUAUUAUUGGGGGAUUAUUGUGGGCUUUGGUGAUGCUGCCGAUGAAGGGGAUGAAGCUGAGUAGGGCUUUGGGGGUUGGUUUGUUGGCUAUUUACUGCUGUUUUAUUUGCCUUAGGGUUCUUGAGAGUUUGGAGAUUUUAAAGCUUGGUGUUUUGUUAAAUGUAUAGCUGUUUUGACUAAACAAAAACAUUGAAGAAAUUCUUCAGUGUU
Messenger RNA from Dendrobium catenatum, 1959 nucleotides. Its product is annotated as cation/calcium exchanger 1-like. NCBI's taxonomy places the organism in Eukaryota, Viridiplantae, Streptophyta, Magnoliopsida, Asparagales, Orchidaceae. The record is from RefSeq and is a predicted model, not a curated record. Gene Ontology annotation, molecular function: monoatomic cation transmembrane transporter activity. Gene Ontology annotation, cellular component: membrane. Gene Ontology annotation, biological process: monoatomic cation transport; transmembrane transport. The transcript has a single exon. Bases 270 to 1916 code for a protein of 548 amino acids.